GUGGGCUAGACUCUCGGAGAACUUGCUUCAGACAAAAAUGGCAGGUGCUGGGAGAAGAGAGGCUGGUGGCCCGAGAGGGGUCAGGGCUGGUGGAGGCUAGCAGGACCCCUCCCUUCCUCUCUCAGUUCCUUUUCGAUGGGUUGCUGGGUUACCAUGGCAACGCAGGGGUGGGGCAGAGGCGCUGGAAGUCAGGGCCACUCUUGGAAAGAGAAACGAGGACGGGGAGGAGCCCCAGAGUUGCUGCUGGGGGACUUCAGGACCCCGCCACCCUCCAUGGCUCCCCUGGCCUUGGUGGGAUUUGCGCUCCUCCUGGGGGCUCCCCCCUGCUCGGGGGCAGCUACCCCGACCCCCUCUCUGCCACCUUCCCCCACCAAUGACAGCGAUACCAGCACGGAGGUCUGCCAGGGUUCCAACCGCUGCCAGCCCGGGGUCCUGCUGCCCGUCUGGGAGCCCGAUGACCCAUCGCUGGGCGACAAGGCCGCACGGGCCGUGGUCUACUUUGUGGCCAUGGUCUACAUGUUCCUGGGCGUGUCCAUCAUCGCCGACCGCUUCAUGGCCUCCAUCGAGGUCAUCACGUCGAAGGAGAAGGAGAUCACCAUCACCAAGGCCAACGGCGAGACCAGCGUGGGCACCGUCCGCAUCUGGAACGAGACCGUGUCCAACCUCACGCUCAUGGCCCUGGGCUCCUCUGCGCCCGAGAUCCUGCUGUCGGUCAUCGAGGUCUGCGGCCACAACUUCCAGGCGGGCGAGCUGGGCCCGGGCACCAUCGUGGGCAGCGCGGCCUUCAACAUGUUUGUGGUCAUCGCCGUGUGCGUGUACGUCAUCCCGGCCGGCGAGAGCCGCAAGAUCAAGCACCUGAGGGUCUUCUUUGUCACGGCCUCUUGGAGUAUCUUCGCCUACGUCUGGCUGUACCUCAUCCUGGCCGUCUUUUCCCCGGGGGUGGUCCAGGUGAGCACGGCCCGUGGACACCGCCUCGGUGCAUGCAUGUCUGCAAAAUCCAGAGGGGGGGCGCCCUGGGCUUGGGGGACCGGUUCAGGUGUCGGCACAAAUGCAGACUCAGACCCCAGAGGGCGCCCGGUCACGCCCUGAGCAAGAGUUUCCGGCUGGGGAGGGAGGGCAAGUGGAGUCCCGAGGGUGCUCCCAAGCCAUGUCUAGAUGGUGCUCCAGGCCCUGGAAAGGGCUCCUCUGCUGGGGGGGGAGGAGGGAGUGGGUGGGGGGUGUGUGCCACCGGCAAUAUUCCCACCCAGAAGGCCCCACCUUUUAACUCUCACAAGGGAGCCCCGUGUGCUAAGGAUCCCUGUGGUCUCUGUAACGCAUCCUGCCGUUCCAGUAGCCAGCUAUUUGCUCGGUGUGGUCGCGUUCUCCUCCUCGCCCUGUCCUUUGCAUUAUUUAUUUCUCCAUUUUCCAGAAGACACGCCCCCUUUGCACAAGUCAUGCUCCGGUCGCAUAAGCCAGCCUUGUGUUUUCUGACAGUGCUAAUUGCUUUGGGCAACGGGUGCAAUUUGCAUAACUUAUCCGUGGACACGCACAGAUACAUGCCCGCAUCUGCCGCCUCUAACUCUGAAUGCCCCGGGCAGGCAGUCGUGGCUUGCACCCUCCAUUCACCAUUCACCAGUGAUUUCUGAUGUUCGGAUAAUUUAUGCCACUUGACUGUAGUUUAUACUCACAUCAGCACAGGUAGAAGCCCAGUCCGCAGCAAAGCCCACUUUGCAUAAUUUAUUCCAAUAGUGAGACAAAACUGAGACUGAGCUGCGUAAUUUACACCCACAUUCACAUGCUCAUCUGCCUCUCGUUUGUCCAGUGUCUUAACCGGCCUACUGUCUAGCCUUCGUUUAAAACAGCGGUUCUCAACCUGUGGGUCGAGA
Myotis brandtii (Brandt's bat) is the source of this 1865-nucleotide messenger RNA. Its product is annotated as sodium/calcium exchanger 2-like. The record is from RefSeq and is a predicted model, not a curated record. Gene Ontology annotation, cellular component: postsynapse; axon; sarcolemma. Gene Ontology annotation, molecular function: calcium:sodium antiporter activity. Gene Ontology annotation, biological process: calcium ion import across plasma membrane; sodium ion transmembrane transport. The coding region runs from base 136 to 1089 and encodes 317 amino acids. Lineage: Eukaryota; Metazoa; Chordata; Mammalia; Chiroptera; Vespertilionidae. The transcript is spliced from 2 exons.